Molecule: messenger RNA, 1131 nt
Organism: Miscanthus lutarioriparius
Lineage: Eukaryota; Viridiplantae; Streptophyta; Magnoliopsida; Poales; Poaceae
Source: the annotation of a GenBank genome assembly
AUGGCAGACCAGCAGCAGCCCCAGCAGCAGGAGAUGAACGUGGUCCGUGCCGGUGGCCUCGACCUGCCUCUAGGGUUCCGCUUCCACCCAAGUGACGUUGAGAUUGUCAGUGACUACCUGAUGAACAAGGUACGCAACACGGACUUCACCUGCAUCGCCAUCGGAGAGGCUGACAUAAACAAGACUGAGCCAUGGGACCUUCGGGAUAAAGCAAAAUGGGGCAAGAAAGAGUGGUACUUCUUCUACCAGAAGGACCGCAAGUACCCGACGGGGCUGAGGGCGAACCGGGCCACAGUGGGUGGUUAUUGGAAAGCCACAGGCAAAGACAAGGAGGUCUACAAAACCACAGAAGGGGUGGCGUUGUUGGUCGGUAUGAAGAAGACACUUGUCUUCUACAAGGGCAGGGCUCCCAAGGGCGAUAAAACCAACUGGGUGAUGCAUGAGUACAGGCUCGAAGGCAUCGGCAGGCUCCUCGACCCCACAUCCGCAUCUAGCUCAGCCGCCAACGCCGCUACAACCAUGAAAGCUUCAACUUCUGCUUUCAAGGAUGAGUGGGUGGUCUGUCGCGUGUUUGAAAAGACCACUGGGAUCAAGAAGACGACUACACCAGCAUACCAGGUCAACAUGGCCAGUGCUGAGAUUGAUCAAAAUCAGAACAACAUCCCAGCCAUCCCCGUCCCCAUGCCGCUGCAGCUACCGCUGUCUGUGCCGAUGCCCAUGCAAUUUCCCAUCCUACCAGACUUCGGCAUGGACCCAGUGGCUCCCUACUACCCUAAUGCUGGUGCGGGGAUGCCGGCAGUGAUGCCGCCUAUGGCAGGUAUCGGUGGCGCCGGCGGGCUCCAGAUCAACGAUGCCAUGUUCGGCAAUCCGAUAGCCGCGCCGCCGCAGAUGAACAUCUACCACCAGAUGGGCAUGGAGGCUGUAGCUGGCCAGAUGGACAUGGGGUUGCAGCAGAACAGAUGGGCAUGGGGGCAGCAGCUGGCCAAAUGGGCAUGGGAGCAGCAGUUGCCCAGAUGGACAUGGGAGCAGCCGGCGCUGGCGGCUCUGAUGUUGCUGCACCGGAGAGUCGGCCGUCCUCGAUGGUGUCGCAGAAGGAUGAGCAUGCUAAUGCCGCUGAGAUCUCGUCGAUGA